AUGGGCAAGAAAAAGAGGAAGGCAUCUGCAUCGCGCGAUAAGACCAAGGUUACACGUCUUGAUGUGGUAAACCUUCAAGCUGUAAAACCUGCACUGGGCGACCCAGAUGUCGAUGCACGCGUCACGAUUCAGCAGCGACAGAAACGCCAGUAUGGGCCCGGUAAACCAGUCUUGACCUGUGAAACUCAGCAAAAGAGACUUUGGCAUAACAAAUACUUCAAGCAAGCAAAGAAGCUCGUCAAGCGGCGAGAACGAACUGACAGGGCGCUGCUUUAUGAAGUUGACAGAGAGCUCUUGGAUGAUAAGGCCUGGGAAGCACGCGAAGCACUUCUUCAAAAACAAAAUUCCCUCCGACGCCGAGAGACACGUUACUUACAGGAGAUUGAGCAGAAGCUCCAGCGUGCCAGGGCUCGACUCGCCACAGGCCGCAAUGAUCAGAUUGUUCGGGACGAAUACCGUCUCCGCAGGCUUCUUGAUAUUUUCCGGGCACAUCUGGGGCCGUAUGUUGAAGCCAACUCCCCAGAGCUAGACAAAACCCGAGGACGGAGUAAGAAGAUUAAAUUGGAAGUUACUAAGGAAGCCAAGGGUCUGAACCAAGAACUUCGAGGAAACCCUGAGAUGCUGGCUGUGCAAAAGAACGAUUGUGUACGGCAGCUCAGCCCACACCAAGACCUAACAUCCGGAGAAGACAAGGGGAUCAACCUGAUAAAGAAUCGUCGACGGCUUGACGAGAUUGUUGCACCUCACCUAGACGACUCCAACGUCGUGCAUGACGUACCGCCGGCAAGAAAAGUGUCUUCAUCUAUGUCUUCUCAUAGAGAAAGCGAAAGCGACAAAGGACAUCAAUGCAUAUCAGAGGAGGCUGGACCGCAAAACGCAAACCAGAGACAGAGCCAGAGACCACUGGCUACGGCUGCUAACCAAGCACAAUACGACUCAUAUUUGGAUUCACCAACGCAGCAGACUUUGAAAGCUCAACGAUUUGCCGUCACGAGAAGGCAAACAACUCGCAGCAGUCCGACACGAAUUUCGGGCCCCAACCCCCUUAAGACAAAGACGGUCUUAUUUGAAGGCCCUAAGCAGAAAUACGACUGCCUACAACCGAAUCCAGCUCCAGAGCGAGCGGAGGAUUCCUUUGCGGAAUCUAAAAUGAAAAAAAAGCAUCGAAAUCAGGCUUCACGAGGUUCCUCGUCUUCAGAAUGGCUGGGGAAAAGCAGCACUCCUAUUCCGCCGCCUUCGAUCCCUAGCAUUCCCAAGAUACCGUCGGACAAAAUGCAAACCGUUUCUUCGAUCUCUUCAUCUGUGGCCCGUCGAGUUCAAUUUACCCCAACGUCUAUGCGACCACAUACAGGACAGCGCCAGCUAGCCCCAAAGAGCUAUGGUGGUGAGAGCUCGUCUCCUACCAUUCCUCUUAUCAGUGCUCGUCUCAAUAUUCCCCGGAGUUUCGUCAGAAUUUUUCCUGGCAGUACUCAGGACGAUCGAGUAGCAUUGGAGGAAGAGAAAAAACGAUGGCGAAGCAUACUCGGCCUCUGACAAGCAUGGGGGUAAUUUUGGAUUCGAUUGAUUGUGGAAGGGAGCGCUCUGCUACAGCUGAUACGCAGCCUACACUAGUAAACAGAAUAUGACAGCUCGGUUACUGCCUCCAGAGCUCCAACGUUGAAUCGACACAUUAUCAAAUGACUUGCUGAGCCGAAUUAUUGCCAUGUUUCCUCGCCUCACCCCGUGUAUUCUGUUAUUAAAUUGCCAGAACCUUCUACCAAAGCGGUAGCACUGCCUAGGAAACUGUCCGUUGACUUUGACUGGAGUAGUAUGAAUUAUUAUUAUUGGUGUGAGAUUGGACACCACCAAUCGUAGAUUGUUUUCGUUCCUGUCUU
Truncatella angustata is the source of this 1874-nucleotide messenger RNA. RefSeq lists its product as uncharacterized. The record is from RefSeq and is a predicted model, not a curated record. Lineage: Eukaryota; Fungi; Ascomycota; Sordariomycetes; Amphisphaeriales; Sporocadaceae. Bases 1 to 1533 code for a protein of 510 amino acids. The transcript has 3 exons.